AACCUGCGACGCGUUCGCGUUGUCAAUCAUUGACGGCUGAUCUUUGCAAAUUUAUUUCAAGUGGACAUUUUCCUCUGAGCCUUUUUUAAUAUUCACCCAAAAAAAAGGCCAGAGAAUUUUGCCUAAAGAGUCGGUUUUGUACACGAUAUCUCACAUCUUAGGUAAAGCUGAGAUGCAUUUUAAACGGAAGUUUACUUUCGCUAAUGUAAUAUUUACAGUGUUGCUGUUGAGCUUAAAAAAGGACGUUGUACGGGCUACUGAACAAGACCAGGCAUUUUGGACUUACGACAGACAGGAAGGAGCUAACGGCCCCGACGAGUGGGAAACCCUAAACGUCGACUGGUCUUGCAAUGGACGUAAACAAUCACCAAUUAACAUUAUGACUGAUCAGGUCAGGCAGAAAGAUCCUACCAACCCACCUAAUCUGAGGCUCACUGUGGCGGGGAAUAAACCAAUCACAGGUGAGCUUAAAAACACUGGAUACGCGCCAAAGUUUUACCUUGGAGAGGGGUCCACAGUCAAACUGGCCGGCGGUCUCCUGCAAGAGAGGUACCUCCUCAACGAAUUUCUUUUUCACUUUGGCUGCAACGACACCGCUGGAUCUGAACAUACAAUUGAUGGAAACACGUAUCCAAUUGAGUUGCACAUGGUGUUUUGGGACAACACAAAUUAUGGAUCGUUCGAAUUAGCAGCUCAAGGAGAGGACGGCUUAGCUGUUGUCGCUGUUUUGUACGAGCUUCCAAUGGCAAAAAGCAGCUCAACUCCAGCAAACGUUGCACUAGAAAAGAUUGCACAACUCCUGAACAGCAUUGUCGAUGAAAACAGCAGUCACGUGGUUACUCAAAGCGCAGCGAUUCACAUCGAGGACUUAGCGCCACUGCUCGUUUCCCCGGAUAUUACCGACAGGUUUUACAAAUACAAAGGAUCUCUCACAACUCCCGGAUGUUAUGAAUCUGUCACGUGGUUUGUCAUGAACAACCACCCGCAAAUAACCGAGAAAGAGCUUCUGGCGUUCCGAAAUCUGAAGAGCAGCAAAGCGCAUGUGCAAGGGAAGAACGCUGGGCGCAUGUGCAAUAACUUUCGCAACACCAUGCCGCUGAAUGGUCGACAAAUUCACAGCAACAUCGUCCUGGAGUGAACAGAAACAACUGCAAUGGAUUACCUUACCAAGAUUGUUUGAGUCUCAUACCGGACAAAGAAAGCCGUAAUUGAAGUUCUGAAGCACACAAAUAAGUUAAACACAGUAGGCCUAAGCCAAUGUACAUGUAAUUGUUCACAGACACUACGUUAUUCUACAUUUUGAAAAUAUCACCUAAAUGUAUAUCAGUGAAGUAACAAACGACAAAAUGUAUCACAGUUUUAUAUUAGGGAGUCGCCUGGAAUCAUUCAUCAUAAAUAAAGGACUGACGCUCAUUGUC
This is a messenger RNA of Orbicella faveolata, 1418 nucleotides long. RefSeq names its product carbonic anhydrase 1-like. Gene Ontology annotation, molecular function: zinc ion binding; carbonate dehydratase activity. Gene Ontology annotation, biological process: one-carbon metabolic process. NCBI's taxonomy places the organism in Eukaryota, Metazoa, Cnidaria, Anthozoa, Scleractinia, Merulinidae. The record is from RefSeq and is a predicted model, not a curated record.